Molecule: messenger RNA, 1218 nt
Organism: Metopolophium dirhodum (rose-grain aphid)
Lineage: Eukaryota; Metazoa; Arthropoda; Insecta; Hemiptera; Aphididae
Product: G patch domain-containing protein 11
Exons: 4
Coding region: 441-1112 (223 amino acids)
Cellular component (GO): kinetochore
Molecular function (GO): nucleic acid binding
Source: RefSeq, a predicted model, not a curated record
AGUGGCGGCCAUGACACCUGCGUAUCACAAAGUUGCGAUCAUACCUAUAUAUUUAGCCAUGCUCACUACGUCUUGGUGUCUUAGUGGUUAGAGAAUGGUGAAUAAUACGUUGAUGUAACCGGCGGUCGUUGUAUUACUUGUACAAUUUUUCGAUCGGUAAGAAGUAUUAAGUACCUUCACUAGUUCACUGGUAAUUUUUACCAGUCGGGACUCGGGAUGAUGUCGUUGAGACGAUUUCCGUUUAGUUUAGCAGCGAAUCGGAAGUAGGACUGUUGGAGACCCCAAGACUUUCGAACUGCGGGUACCGAUAUCAAAACUGCAGUUGACAUGGCUACAUCAGAUAAUGAAGAAGACGACUACAUGUCCGACGCUUUCCUCAACAUCGAUCACCCUUGUAUGGAUUUGUUAGAACUGUUAAGGAUGUCCGACCCGGCCUGUUGAUGACUCACGAACAGCAAAGACUCCACAAUCAGAUGAAAAAGAGAAAGGAAUGUCAAUUGAUAAACAAGACCACUGGCUUAAAGGCGUUGGAAGAGCAACAACGUCAGGAAGGACUAGAAAAGGCCAUUGACAGCACCAACAAAGGUUUUUCACUUUUGCAGAAGAUGGGUUAUAAACCCGGAUCAGGAAUUGGCAAAAACAAUUCCGGAAGGGUGGAACCAAUUGGCAUUGUGUUGAAAACCGACCGCAAAGGAUUGGGUAGAGAAGUUGCAUUACGAGAAAUCAGAGAAAUGAAAAAAUUAAUGUUACGCAGUAGACGGUCAGCAGAACCCAGUGUGUGCGAGUAUAGAGAGAGACGGGCUCAGGAAGCUGCUGAAAAAUUAGACCGUUUGGACUUAUUUAGAUGCCAACGAGUAUGCCGCCAAAUGGAUUUAGAACAGGAUAUACAAGAACCAUCAGAAAAGUUCUUUUGGCCUGAGGAAGUUCCUGAAGAUGAUGCAGAUGAACCAGAGGAAGAAGAAUUAAAUAUUAUAUCAUUAAACGAACAAUUGGAAAUUUUAAAUUUUUAUUUGAGGCGCACUUACAAUUAUUGUGUUUAUUGUGGAACAGUAUAUGAAGAUGAGAGUGAUUUGAUGGAAGAAUGUCCUGGUCCCAAUCGACAAGAUCACUAAAAUAAAAUACUGUAGAUAAAUUAUAAUACACAACAAAAAUAUAUAAUAGAAAGUCUUAUAAUUUAUUGAAUGAUUUUUAAUAAUAAAUUUUGUAAUAAAAAAAAUA